Messenger RNA from Drosophila serrata, 4654 nucleotides. RefSeq names its product Transient receptor potential cation channel gamma (gene Trpgamma). The record is from RefSeq and is a predicted model, not a curated record. Gene Ontology annotation, molecular function: store-operated calcium channel activity; inositol 1,4,5 trisphosphate binding; protein binding. Lineage: Eukaryota; Metazoa; Arthropoda; Insecta; Diptera; Drosophilidae. Gene Ontology annotation, cellular component: plasma membrane; cation channel complex. Gene Ontology annotation, biological process: calcium ion transmembrane transport; regulation of cytosolic calcium ion concentration.
AUGGGACAUCCCCUCCCGCCCCUUUUUGCCCGCUAUCCCCAUCUAUACUCGUACUCGGUUCAGAUUUUCAAUUUAAUUUUCGACCUCUGCAUCUGCCCUGGAGGUUUUACGACAGCAAACUCGUUCAAUUGCCGCCCUCAAGAGGAAAUCUCAACUCAAGACGACGGAAAAAAACUGCAUUUUGUGAGUCCUGCAAGACGGAAAUCGGUGCUGGCCCCCAUUUUAAAUAAAAUCAAGAAUGGCGCCGCCGAUGCCUCCGAUAGUGCCGAAAAGAAACUGGGCAGUGAGAGCAGCGGCAGUGGUCACAUUGCAGUCCAGAUCGAGCCAGCCAGGCGGGUUAAGCGUCACAGCAUACACGGCAUGAUGGAGGGAAACACCAUACGGCCGCAUCAGGAGAUCCGACAGUUGACGCUGGAGGAGAAGAAGUUCCUGUUGGCUGUGGAAAGGGGCGAUAUGGCAGGCACCAGAAGGAUGUUGCAAAAGGCACAGGACACUGAUUACAUCAAUGUGAAUUGUGUGGAUCCUUUGGGACGCACUGCCCUCCUGAUGGCCAUUGACAAUGAGAAUCUUGAGAUGGUUGAGCUGUUGAUUAACUACAAUGUGGACACAAAGGAUGCUCUGCUGCACUCCAUCUCCGAGGAGUUUGUUGAGGCUGUGGAGGUGCUUUUGGAUCACGAGAAUGUAACCUUUCACAGCGAGGGUAAUCAUAGUUGGGAGUCUGCCUCGGAGGAUACCUCCACCUUCACGCCGGAUAUAACUCCCUUGAUCCUGGCUGCACAUCGUGACAACUAUGAGAUUAUCAAGAUCCUUUUAGAUCGUGGUGCCGUUCUGCCCAUGCCUCAUGAUGUGCGCUGCGGUUGCGAUGAGUGUGUUCAGUCCCGGCAGGAGGACUCUCUCAGGCAUUCCAGAUCCCGCAUUAAUGCCUAUCGAGCCCUGGCCAGUCCUAGUCUGAUAGCACUUUCCUCCAAGGAUCCCAUACUCACAGCCUUCGAGCUGUCCUGGGAGCUGCGUCGCCUCAGCUUUCUGGAGCACGAAUUUAAGAAUGAGUACCAGGAGCUGCGAAAGCAGUGCCAGGAUUUUGCCACCGCUUUGCUGGAUCAUACUCGCACCUCCCACGAGCUGGAGAUUCUGCUCAACCAUGAUCCCACCGGUCCUGUUUACGAGCACGGCGAAAGGAUGCAUUUAAAUCGCCUGAAAUUGGCCAUCAAGUUGAGGCAGAAAAAGUUUGUGGCUCACUCGAAUGUCCAGCAGUUGCUGGCAAGCAUUUGGUAUGAGGGUCUGCCUGGAUUUAGGCGGAAGAACAUGGCCCUGCAGGCGGUGGACAUUAUAAGGAUUGGUAUCCUGUUUCCCAUCUUUUCGUUGGCCUAUAUCCUGGCUCCCUACUCCAGCAUUGGUCAGACCAUGCGAAAGCCUUUCAUCAAGUUCAUUUGCCACAGCGCCUCCUAUUUCACCUUUUUGUUUCUCCUGAUGCUGGCAUCUCAGAGGAUUGAGACCUUCAUCGGUGGCUGGUUCUUUGCCGACUCCUCGGGCAUGCUCAAGGUGGAGGAGGUGCCCACGAAACGUGGAGCCAAACCCACCUUCAUUGAGUGGCUAAUCCUGGCCUGGGUCAGUGGCCUCAUCUGGAGUGAGGUGAAGCAACUGUGGGAUGUGGGUCUUCAGGAGUAUCUCAAUGAUAUGUGGAAUGUGAUUGACUUUGUCACAAACUCAUUAUAUGUGGCCACGGUGGCUCUGCGUGUUGUGUCCUUCUUUCAGGUCCAAAAAGAGAUGAUAUUUAACUCACAUGCCACGGAUUUACCUCGAGAACGUUGGGAUGCCUGGGAUCCCAUGCUGAUCUCCGAGGGCCUGUUCAGUGCGGCGAACAUUUUCAGUAGCCUCAAGCUGGUUUAUAUAUUCUCAGUGAAUCCGCAUCUGGGGCCACUGCAGGUGUCGCUGUCCCGGAUGGUUAUGGACAUCAUGAAAUUCUUUUUCUACGUUUUGGUACUAUUUGCCUUUGGCAGCGGUCUCAAUCAGCUUUUAUGGUACUAUGCUGAUCUGGAAAAGAAGCGUUGUCCUGAGGUUUCACCGAUGAGUGCACUUUUAAACAUGAAUGGCACCAAUGAUCCCAAUGCCUGCAUUGUUUGGCGACGUUUCUCCAAUUUAUUUGAGACCACUCAAACACUCUUUUGGGCUGUCUUUGGCCUGAUUGAUUUGGACAGCUUCGAAUUGGAUGGCAUUAAAAUUUUCACUCGUUUCUGGGGAAUGCUAAUGUUUGGCACUUAUUCAGUGAUCAAUAUUGUGGUGCUGCUCAAUUUGCUUAUUGCAAUGAUGAAUCAUUCAUAUCAAUUAAUAUCGGAACGUGCUGAUGUGGAGUGGAAAUUUGCUCGCUCAAAACUCUGGAUAAGUUAUUUUGAGGAGGGUGACUGUCCGCCUCCUUUUAAUAUAAUACCCACACCCAAGUCUAUUUGGUAUGCCGGAAAAUGGGUGAGACGAGUUUUCUGCAGCGGCUCCUCGGCCGCUCGACGGGAACACCUGAAGACCAUUCGGAGAAAGGCCCAGCAGGCGAGUGAUCGUGACUUUAAGUAUCAGCAAAUAAUGAGAAAUCUGGUGAGGCGUUAUGUGACCGUGGAGCAGCGCAAGGCCGAGUCCCAGGGCGUCACCGAGGACGAUGUCAAUGAGAUCAAGCAGGAUAUAUCCGCUUUCCGUUGCGAAUUGGUGGAAAUUCUGAAAAACAGCGGCAUGGAUACGAAUGUGACCGCUGGUCAAGGUGGUGGAGGUGGUGGCAAGAAGAAUCGCCAGAAGGAGCGUCGUCUGAUGAAGGGUUUCAAUAUCGCUCCACCAGGAUCGACGGGAUCUUUGGCUCCUGUUGCGGAAUUCUCCACCUCUUUGGACAACUAUGAUAACCAGCAUGAGAUCCUUAGCUCCACACUUUCCACUCUAUUUACACCGAACUUUAUGCAUAAACGCCAGCAGAGUCAAGCGGGUAGCAGUCGGGGUGGUGGUGGUGGCUCAGACUCACCCACCACGCCCACUCAGGGACAGGGCGGCCAGCAGGGUGGUGGGUCAAUCCAGGUGACCAGCAACCAGGUGACCACCAAGUACAACAAAUCCGCACUGAAGCCAUACAACAAGAGGAUUGCAGGGCACAAAAAGAGAUGGGGCACCUUAAUAGAAGCCGCCAAGGUGGGCAAUGUGAGCAAAAUGCUGGGACGUUCAAUCGAGGAUUCGGUGUGUAAUUCCUCGCACUCAUCCACACCGGUUCAUGGUCAAAUGAGGGUCACCUAUGCCCAGAAUUCACCGCAGCACAAUUAUGGAUGCCAUGGAGAUUCCUCCAGUACCACGGCCUCCACAGCGACACCAACGCCCUCGGUGGUUAGCAAUCCACCAGCAGCCCAUGUGGGGGGAGUUGGCUCCCAUUUCUUUCACACCACAAGCGGACUCACUGCCAUUGCAGCUUUGAAGCGAAAGCGCAAGAAAUUCUCUUCUAGCAAAAAUAUUUGUCCGGUUACCGAAUCUGUGGCAGCUGCAAAUGCAGCUGAGAUUUUAAGUGAUAAGACCCUGAAGCGUGUGUCCAGUUAUCCUGCGGCCGAGGCUGGAGUCCAGCACAAGGAUCCUGCCCAUCAAUUGGUGAAGCCAAGGAGACAUGAACAGACCCAAAGUCAGCACGAUUCGGUGGAGACAAAUUCAACAUUCACUUUGUCCAUUGAUCCUUCGAACACGUCCGUGAACUCCAGGGAACCAUUGAUCAGUACCAGUUGUGUGUCCACCACGGGAGCCAUUGGAUAAGGGAUGAUGAUGAUGAUUGAUGAUUACUGAUGAAUGGUACUGCAGCGGAGAUACAAAAUAAAUACAUUCAAACAUACCAAAGAUAUAGCACACCUAAGGCAUACCUAGGAUACUAUUCAGAGACAAUUUGUUGACACUUUUUGAUAUGAAGACAUAUAAUGAAUGGGGAUGCUAAUAAACUAACCGAUAUCCCGAAAUCUAAACUAAAGCCACACAGCCUAGAUCUUAAAUUACCUCACCACAAUUAGAUAUUAUAUAUUUAUAUAGGGAAACAAGAGUCAUACACCAAAGUAGAGCAUAACACUCGAUAACUGUUAGCCAAUACACACACAUUAAACCCGUAAAGAACUAUGUAUUUUGCACAAACUGAAGGAAUAUUAACCAUAACCUCCUGGGAAUAUUCAAACUACUCAUCAUUAACCUCAGCUCCUCCUACAAAACAAGGCAAACUUUAAUGGAAUUUAUUGAAACUAUAUCCUCUCACCUGAACCAUUAAAAGCACACAGACACAUAUCAUGCCAAUCGCUUUAUAAUGAAACCUUUUACACCAAAGAAAUAAAAUAAAUUCCCCCCCGUAAUAAAUAAAAUAUAACAAAUAACUAAUAACUAAAACUAUCCCAUAUCGAUGUUGAACGUUGCCUUAGCAUGAAACAUAUUUUUUAUACACAUACAUAAGUUUUGGAUGAACAUUACUGAAACGGACUGUACUCGUAAUCGUAACUCGUAAUUGAGGUAGGAAGCGCUGUGUAUUUGUUGAUUUGAGAAAAUGAAUUUGAAGCCAGGGAUUUGUUGAUAAUGUUUCCAGCAAGCAAAGUGCAAGCAGAAAAGCCAAGCAACGCAAAGCAAAAAAUAAGUAAAUAAAUCAAAGGAUACCACAAUUUUAUACACCGAU